This is a messenger RNA of Glarea lozoyensis ATCC 20868, 5970 nucleotides long. RefSeq lists its product as uncharacterized. Lineage: Eukaryota; Fungi; Ascomycota; Leotiomycetes; Helotiales; Helotiaceae. The transcript is spliced from 9 exons. The coding region runs from base 1 to 5970 and encodes 1989 amino acids. Gene Ontology annotation, cellular component: TRAPPII protein complex. The record is from RefSeq and is a predicted model, not a curated record. Gene Ontology annotation, biological process: early endosome to Golgi transport; intra-Golgi vesicle-mediated transport.
AUGAACGACACUUAUCCUCCUUCGGUUUCGCUAUUAAGUGCUCUUCAAGUCCCACCUGAGCUCAGUCGACAAGGACAAGAGAUAAUCAAAGCUUUAGUCUUUGGGCUGGUACCUGCGGAACUCCUCUUCUUCUCAAUAUAUUUUCGACUUAAGGGCUUCUAUAAGCUUUACCGAAAUCUUACUGUAUCCGCGCUGGUAGCUUUUUGGAUUGCGCCUUAUGUUGCCCCAGUAUCAUGUGGUCCAGUCAAAUGUUUACAGAAUUUUGCGAUCGCGAUUGGAACCAUGAAGCUACUUGAUGUAUGGGCUCGGCAUCAUUCUUUACCAAACCACAAUGCUAGGAGAACACCACCAGAUUGGUUGUUAGCUCUCAAAAUAAUUACAGAGCUUCGAUGGGAAAGCUUUACACCAAACACUGUACGCGCAUCGAAAGAUCAAGAGAACUUCAACGAGCCAUUGCAGCUAGCAAUCCAUAUUCUUGCUUUCGUAUUCUUGCAGUCACUGCCUCAGAAAUACCCUACCAUCGUCGCUUGGGAGGUUCUGCUAAGCAUUUAUGUCAUAUGGACAAGUAUGCAGAUGAUUCUCCGGUACAAGAGUAGCCCAGCUUUGUUUGGACCACUCUAUCUCGCUGAUAGUCUUACUGGAUUUUGGUCUGAGACUUGGCACAAUGCUUUCGCAUCCCCAUGUACAUCUCUUGUUUACGCACCAUUGAGGAAUAACCUUCCUAAAUAUGGUGUUCCGGUACCGAUUGCUAGAUCGCUUGGAGUAUUUGGAGCUUUUGCAUUAAUGGCUUUAUUCCAUAUAUAUGCUUUAAGUCCGAUAUUGCCGAGACAUGCACUGAACAGAGUUGGACUCUUCUUCCUUCUUAAUGGCGUGGCAACUGUGACAGAAGCAAUGAUAUGGGGCCAUAAGAAGCAUUGGCUUAAGACAGUUUUGGCUUGGGUUUUUGAGACAGCGGUCUCAACAUGGACGGUCAGUGGAAUGCAGAUUCCAAAUGGUCGAAACUUGUCACCGCCUUCCGUUUUCGGCGUCAAGUCGGCAGUAAACGAGGCAGAGGAUACUCAAUAUGGACUGCCCAUCAGCCUUCUAAAAACCCCACAAGCUAUGGAGCAAUCAUCGUCCAGCUCCAAAGUAACGGUCGAGUAUUUUGAUCCUCAUGGGGUGUAUCAAUUACUUUCGCCGGGUCUCCUACCCCGAUUACCUCUUCAGAAUCUCCACUGGGAGUCGCAUAACAGACCCGUACGAUCAAUAGAUACUUUGCACGUUGACCUUGUACCAGCAACAUCAGAACUGCGCCCAAACUCCUCGACCGGUACAGCGACGAACAGCAACCUUAACCUUUCUCGUGUCAAGAGCGAAGAAUCGAGCGCAAGUGGGAGCGAUGGGUUUCAGACUCAAAAUACUGGGCAGCCAGCGGGAGAGAGACCAGAAUCUCGAGCGGAAAGCGGUGCUAAACCAGCCACGAAAGAACGAAGACACCAAAUUCCGGGCUUGCGCCAGACACCAUAUUUGAAGGUGUUUCUUUUACGAUGCGACGAUAACGAAACGUACAAAGCGGAGGCGCGACGAGAAGUCCGGGAAUGGAUCAAGGAGCAUACUCCCCCUACACAAAGUUCUACGAAACGGACUACGCAAGAAAAUCAUGAUGCUUACGACUGGCUUAUAAUUCAUGUGGUCGUCCCGAAUACUGCUGCUGCGACACAACCUAGGACAAGUGGGAAAUCGUCAGAGAAUAGUUCUGGAACUGCUGCCGAGAAAGCAGCGGCCCGCUGGAGAGGUGGAGGCUCAACAACGAUCUUGGAGAAACUCCGAGCGGAUUUCAACGGCUCUUCCAAAUCCACUAUCGAUCGGAUCGUCCAAAUCAGAAUUGGCAUCAACGACGUUCCUUACGAAAUCCUGCCUCGUGUUGUUCCUGCGAUUCCGGGGUCUUACACGGAAACACCUCAAGAAAACGAAAAUGCUUGGGCAGACUUCAUUUCGAAGUUGAAGGAACGAAUUCUCGCUUCUUUUGAUCUACGUGUUGGCCAGUAUGAGGAAGACAUUCAAGAGAGGGACAAUCAGAGGAGCUUGCCAGGAUGGAAUUUCUGUACCUUCUUCGUACUCAAAGAGGGUCUUGCAGGAGGAUUCGAGAGCGUUGGCCUUGUGGAGGACGCCUUAGUAGGCUAUGAUGAACUCGCUGUUGGUCUUGAUGCAAUAGUAAGGGAGCAGGCUAUCACUGGGACUGGGCCUCAACAUGGGGGUGACUUUUUGCCCUUCACAGAAGACCUCAAAAAGGUGGCGGAAAACACAAAAGUUGCCAUGCUCAGAGACCUUGGGCAGGAUGACACGGAGGAAUCUAUUGAUUUACAAUCAAAUCCUAUAUCGGCUGAUUCUGAUGUGGACGAGAUUCCAGUGGAUGCGUCUAAAAAACGGUAUCGCCAAUUGAUCCUUUCUAACAACAUUUCCAUCUUUGACUUUCGUUGCUACAUCUUCGCCCGUCAAUUAUCUUUGUUGCUUCGGCUCGCCAAUGCGACCUCCUCGCAGGAUGAAUUGCUUGCGAAGCUCAAAGAGCAGCGAGAACUAAACAUGCAAGGGAUUGCGUCUCGCUCACCUGCUGUGAAACAAAAGCCCGAGUCGGAAAACUUAGUUAUACUUGCCGAGAUCUGUAGACGGACGUUGGCUUUUGUCGCAUCUAUUUCUCGUAUUUUGAGAGACGAUAUCUGGGCUUCACAACUGCAGCUACACAAGUCCACACAAGAGGGAGACGACAAAGAUGCGCUGAAAGUCCAGCCGAUACAGGAUCCUAUCAUGGAAAAGGUUGUAGAUAAUAUUGCGUCUUCCUUUACAUUCGGUGUCGCUCAGCAAAUCCUGGCGCAAACCUCAACAAAGGCUUUGCCAAUUCCUCCUUCGACUUUGGCGCCGCCCAAUGGUAAGAUGGAACUUGGGGGACAAGAGCCAAAAGCCUCUAUUCCCGAGCCAAAAACUAUGAUGCAUCCUGCGCGAACCACGUCUCUUGCUGUCCGUUCGAUCUCGAGAGACCCAUCUACAGCGGGCAACCGCAGCUCAAGUGUACCUGGCGUAGGCAAUCCUUCAAUGUUUAUCAAAGCCGGCCUUGAGGAGCUAGCGGGCCAUAGAGCAGAACUCUACUUGCUCUCCCGCAGCGUUCUUGAACAGGUGGGGAAGGAACGUGGUUGGAGUACUGGAUGGGAUGAAAUGGCGAAAAUUCACGGUAGUGGACGUGAAAUGGAAGAUGUUAGUCUUGAUGAUGAAGUCUCGGUAUCUAAGAAUGUGAGAGAGAGGGACGAGGAAGCUGCCGUGAGCUUUCAUGGAAUCCGCAACAGGCUUCUGCGAACAGCUGCCGACAAUCAAGAAGACUUUACUCGUCUUUACGAAAUCUUAACAGACAAAGCAUUGAGGCACUAUACUGUUGCUGGAUACAAGCAGUCUGUGCUGUCUACAAUGGCUGAUCUAGCGAUCUUGAAGUAUCACGUCAAAGAUUAUGCUGCUGCUGCUUCAUACUUUAAUGUUAUGACUCUGUCGUACCGCGAGAAUGGAUGGUCACAAGUGGAAAUAUCGAUGCUAGUCCCGUAUGCAAACUGUUUGAAAGAACUGCAGCGGAAGGACGACUUCGUGCGGGUGGUUCUCGAACUGUUGUCCAAGUCGGCAGCGGCUGAGAAAGAGACACAGUCACGCAGGUCAGCCCUGAAAUUUGGAAGGACACCAAAUUUUGAACCAGACCAGGGUGUCUCUGCAGCUUCUUAUUUGGGGCUUUUAUUACAGACCACUAAGUCAUUUCAACACGAGAUACGUGUGCCGUUAGAGAACUUCUUUGCGCAUUUGGAUGUCGAUAGCACAGCGCGAUAUCACUCGGAGCAGGACAGCUUCACUUUGACAGUGAAGCUUCGAUAUUUACUUGAAGACGAUCUCACAGUGGAGAAGGCAAAGGUCAGGAUCGACGCUACGUUUGGAGAGACACAUCGUGAGAUUUGGCUGGAAACCGAUGGACCUAAUACUUUCACCAAGGGCGACGGGUUCUUCACUGUGAAUACCAAUGUCAUCGUUCCGGGUACCUAUACUGUUGGACAUGUGAGUUUACAUGCCAGCAACAUCACAUUUGAGUACGACCAUGGGAGUGCCCCGAUUGCAGCAAAGAGUAGUAGUUUCUUCAAGUGCCCGAAGAUUCUCCUCUACCACAGGUCUGAUGCAUUUGAUGUGAAGCUUUUUGCAUCCAAGUAUAUGCACCUUGAUCGUAACCGCUUCCUCGAAUUGGAGUUGUCCUCUGGCUGGAAUGAGGUGAUCGAAGGCGAACUACACAUUCGUGCUGCGACUGCUGGAAUGAGACUUCAAACAAGUGAAGCUAUCGUUAUUGUCGGAUCUCUGGUUCUUGCAAAGAAACAAGAGGCGGGUGUCAUAAAAUUUGGUGCUCUUUCAUCUCAUUCGUUGGCCAAAAUCCGCAUGCCCUUUAACCUUGAGCAUGAGUCCAGCGAUGUCUCUCUUAAGAUCGAAGUAUCCUAUACCACCGAAAAGGGUACCUUUUUCUUCGCUACUAUGCCAACGAUGUCAAUUAUGCUCCCACUCGGAGUCAAUGUUCAAGACAUGUUCAAACAUAAGGCUUUGUUUUCAAAGUUCACAAUAUCUUCAGCGACGUCAAGCCCCUUACGUCUGUUGAGCUCCCAAUUAGAUGGCUCCGAAAUGUUUAAUUCGCAAUGCGGAGUCCCUAUCUCUCAACCUAUUAUCAUCUUCCCCCGGCAGCCGGCGACAGUGCUAUAUAAGAUAACAAAUAAAGUGCCGGCUUCUGCAGUGCCCAAGAGUGCCAAAUCAUCAUUAUCUUUGGUACUUCAUUAUGUUGGCCUUGAAGAAGAAAUCGAAAGUGCAGUUACUACAAGCCUCAAAGCUGCAUUCCACGAAACAUCGUUACAGCAAUAUUCCCGUCUACUUAUACCGACUGUUCUCAAGGCCCUCCAAACUCGUCUAUCGCAUUACGACCACGAGCGUAUCGCGGUGUUGAGCGAGCUAUCGACCUCUUGCUUGUCAAAUAUCCAAUGGAAAGAUCAUUUCCUCGGGUUAGGAAUUACUCUGGAUAAGGAAGACAUUUGCAGUCUCCUGACCUGCGGCCUGGAAACGUGGCAACAACAAACACCAACACUAUCACUUCUCCCUCUUUCCCGGGGCGAAAAAUCUAUAGCAGCAAGCCGCUCCAUCAUUAUUCCCGUAGAAGUCCCCGCCGUAACAGUCGUGCAUACCGCCGACCUAAAACUCUCAAUCCCGUCCUCACCAAUACAAUCAAGUACAAUAAUAGCAGCUUCCAAUACCCCUAUUCCCGCAUCGCUAGAAGUCAAAUGGACAAGACGAUGGGAUAUGCCGGAGGACUCAGAUCCCAAGAAAAACAACAGCCUUGAGUUCUACUACGAAGUCUCGGGUCAAACGGAUACGUGGCUAAUUGGAGGAAAACGAAAAGGUCAUUUUAAGGUUCCGUCCAAUCAUCCGGACAAAAACGAGAGCAAGGACAAAAAAGCUACACUUUCAUUCCCGCUCGUGUUAAUUCCGUUACGGGAAGGGUAUCUACCAUACCCUAGCGUGGAGAUAAAACCAGCCCCAAUCGCGAAGAUUUUAAAACCAGGAGCAAGUGAUCGUGCGGAAAGUCCGAAGAGACAGACGAUUACAUGUGAGACUGAUUACAAGAAUUCUGGGGAGACUAUCAGAGUUAUCAGUGAUGCCUGGAAAACGACUGUUAGUCUUGAUGCUAGCGGGCCUCAAGGAGGAGCGAUGCUACUAGAGAGCAUAUCAACGCAACGCUUCAUCCCCAGCUCAGAAGGCGGCGGCGGAACUGACUACCCCGAAAGGCCAGGCAUCACUGCAUUAGAACAGUAUCUCGUCGUCAUCCGAACUGGUGGGUUUCAAACCCAUAUUACUUUGAGCCAGUUACAAACCAUCAAGUGUAAGUAUGGUGAAGUACAUCGAGAAAUUCUCACCUUCCGAGAAGUACAGGAGUAG